AAUUCCGUAUCCAAAGACUUGCCAAAGUUCAGUUUCUUCUCAACAUAUCUUACCUCCGUCCCAAAAAUUUUCUGUAUAUUAGAGCUUUGAAGACCAGAUGGACAUACUCGAAGGAUUGUAUUCACUAAUGGGGAAGAGAUGCUGUUUGUUCUCUUUGUAUUUUUUGGGUCUUUCAUGGCUGAUUCAAGUGGCAGUUGCAGGGAGAGAAGGGCCUCUGUUGCAGAGUUAUGAGAAAGGGAGUUUUGGGUAUAGCGAAUCGUUUAAUAGGAUUUUUGAUACUUCUAAGUAUGGGAUUCUUCAGCUCAAAAACGGGUUGGCACGAACUCCGCAGAUGGGGUCUCUCACUCACUCUCUUGCUUCAUCGAUUUAUCUAUCGUUGUGUUUGUUUGCAUAUCAUACAAAAAUGGAAUAGCUGGAAUUUUUUUGCUUGCAAUAUCAAUGAAACUGUCAUCAAGGAAACAGCUGAUGCACUUGUUUCAACUGGCUUGGCUGAUUUAGGUUAUGUUUUUGUUAACAUAGAUGAUUGUUGGUCUUUUAUAACCCGAGAUGCAAAGGGUCAGUUGGUUCCUGAUCCAAAAACAUUUCCUUCAGGAAUCAAAGCUCUUGCAGAUUAUGUACAUGGGAAAGGCCUCAAGCUUGGUAUUUAUUCUGAUGCUGGGAUUUUUACGUGUCAAGUUCGACCAGGGUCACUUUCCCAUGAAAACGAUGACGCAGAAUUGUUUGCUUCUUGGGGUGUGGAUUAUCUAAAGUAUGACAACUGUUACAAUUUGGGCAUUGAACCGAAAAAAAGAUACCCACCAAUGCGUGAUGCUCUUAAUGCAACUGGGCGCAGAAUUUUCUAUUCACUUUGUGAAUGGGGUGUCGAUGACCCUGCCUUAUGGGCUGGGAAAGUUGGAAAUAGUUGGCGCACGACAGAUGACAUCAAUGAUUCAUGGGCAAGCAUGACUACUUUAGCUGAUCUGAAUGACAAGUGGGCAGCCUAUGCUGGACCUGGUGGAUGGAAUGAUCCAGAUAUGUUGGAAGUUGGCAAUGGAGGCAUGACUUACCAGGAGUAUCGUGCUCAUUUUAGCAUCUGGGCUUUGAUGAAGGCCCCACUUUUGAUUGGUUGUGAUGUGAGAAACAUGACAGCGGAAACCUUUGAGAUUCUAACAAAUAAGGAGGUCAUUGCCGUAAACCAAGACCCACUUGGGGUCCAGGGAAGGAAAGUUUACACUGCUGGAACUGAUGGUUGCCUACAGAUCUGGGCAGGUCCUUUGUCGGGAAAUCGCUUGGUGGUUGCUCUCUGGAAUCGUUGUUCAAAAGCUGCAACAAUUACAGCUAGAUGGAAUGUACUUGGGCUUGAAUCCGGCACCAGUGUCUCAGUGCGAGACUUGUGGCAACACAAAGAUGUUGCAGGAGAUGCUGUGGCAUCAUUUGGUGCUCGAGUUGAUGCUCAUGACUGUGCAAUGUAUAUCUUUACUCCCCAGAAGGCGCGGCGCUCUGGAUUUUAGUUUUCGAUAAUAUGCAUUGCCGUGUGAUUCUAGUUCAUAUGGGUGAUUCCACUUGCAUAUGCUUCAAUGUUUGUGCAUCUGAUUUUCUUUAAAAAUGAGAAAAAAAUAGUGUUACUGUAAACAUACUAUACUGUCAAACGCUAGCAGUCAUAUUAUGUAGAAACUUGGAGUGGAACUUAUAUAAUAUUAGUCAGAAAAUAUAAACAGUAAAUUUUAGUA
This is a messenger RNA of Manihot esculenta (cassava), 1709 nucleotides long. Its product is annotated as alpha-galactosidase 3. Gene Ontology annotation, molecular function: hydrolase activity, hydrolyzing O-glycosyl compounds. NCBI's taxonomy places the organism in Eukaryota, Viridiplantae, Streptophyta, Magnoliopsida, Malpighiales, Euphorbiaceae. The transcript is spliced from 15 exons. The coding region runs from base 228 to 1490 and encodes 420 amino acids. Gene Ontology annotation, biological process: carbohydrate metabolic process. The record is from RefSeq and is a predicted model, not a curated record.